GCUCGUUCCCGGGGUCCCGGCCCUGGGCUCGGCGCCGGCUGCGCGCGCACGCUGCCUGCCGGUCCCGCCCCCAGGCACGCCGCGCUCCCUGGGCGCCUCCGCCAUGUGCUCGUUAGCGUCUGGCGCUACCGGCGGCCGGGGCGCCAUGGAGGAUGAGGAGGACCUGCCAGAACUGUCGGACAGCGGUGACGAGGCCGCCUGGGAGGAUGAGGACGUUGCAGAGCUCCCCCACGACAAGCAGCAGACCCCCUGCCUGUUCUGUAACAGGCUGUUCACAUCUGCUGAAGAAACAUUUGCACACUGUAAGUUGGAACAUCAAUUCAAUAUUGAUAGCAUGGUCCAUAAACAUGGACUUGAAUUUUAUGGAUACAUUAAGCUAAUAAAUUUCAUUAGACUUAAGAAUCCUACAGUUGAGUAUAUGAAUUCCAUAUACAACCCAGUGCCUUGGGAGAAAGAAGAAUAUUUGAAGCCAGUAUUAGAAGAUGACCUUUUGCUUCAAUUUGAUGUGGAAGACCUUUAUGAACCAGCAUCAGUUCCAUUCUCAUACCCCAAUGGACUCAGUGAAAGUACAUCUGUCGUUGAGAAAUUGAAACAUAUGGAAGCCAGGGCGCUGUCUGCUGAAGCUGCGUUAGCUAGAGCACGUGAGGAUCUGCAGAGAAUGAAACAAUUUGCUCAGGAUUUUGUGAUGAACGCAGAUGUCAGAACCUGCUCGUCAUCUACUGCCAUUGCAGACCUCCAGGAGGAUGAGGACGGUGUUUAUUUCAGCUCAUACGGGCAUUAUGGGAUACAUGAAGAAAUGCUAAAGGACAAAGUACGAACAGAAAGCUACAGAGAUUUUAUAUAUCAAAAUCCACAUAUCUUCAAAGACAAGGUGGUGUUGGAUGUUGGAUGUGGAACUGGAAUUCUCUCUAUGUUUGCUGCUAAAGCUGGGGCAAGGAAAGUUCUUGGAGUUGAUCAAUCUGAAAUACUUUACCAGGCAAUGGAUAUCAUAAGAUUGAAUAAACUGGAAGAUACUAUCAUACUAAUUAAAGGAAGAAUUGAAGAAGUUCAUCUUCCUGUAGAAAAAGUGGAUGUUAUUAUAUCUGAGUGGAUGGGCUAUUUUCUUCUUUUUGAAUCUAUGUUGGAUUCUGUCCUUUAUGCAAAGAACAAAUACUUGGCAAAAGGAGGAUCGGUUUAUCCUGACAUUUGCACUAUCAGCCUUGUAGCAGUGAGUGAUGUGAAUAAACAUGCGGAGAGAAUUGCUUUCUGGGAUGACGUAUAUGGCUUCAACAUGUCCUGCAUGAAGAAGGCAGUUAUUCCAGAAGCUGUGGUGGAAGUUUUAGAUCCGAAGUCUCUUAUUUCAGAUCCUUGUGGUAUUAAGCAUAUAGAUUGCCAUACAACAUCUAUCACAGAUUUGGAGUUUUCUUCUGAUUUUACUCUGAAAAUCACAAAGACAUCUUUGUGCACGGCAAUUGCUGGCUACUUUGAUAUAUAUUUUGAGAAGAAUUGCCAUAACAAGGUCAUGUUCUCCACGGGCCCCCAGAGUACCAAAACACACUGGAAACAAACAGUGUUUCUACUGGAAAAGCCAUUUUCAGUUAAAGCAGGUGAAGUCUUGAAAGGAAAGAUCACAGUUCAUAAGAAUAAGAAAGAUCCUCGUUCUCUCAUUGUGACAGUCACAUUGAAUAAUUCAACUCAAACUUAUGGUCUCCAGUGAAAAAGGUCAUAAAAGCACAACUUGCAAAUUUUAGUGUGGGGAUAGGAAGCAGAUCCCGCCUUCACGAGACUCCUCAGUAAGGGAGGCAAGAGAAGCUCACCUAUCACCCAGGGCAGAGACCUGCUUAUCCUCAUGGUGCAUAGUUACUGUAUUCUUAGAAGUCUGCUUAGCCAGAUUUAGCCAAAUGCAAUCCCUCAGAUGGGCCUGUUUUCAGUGAUAGUCGUUUUUUGCUUUUAGUAAGUUUCUUACUAUAAAUUUUAAAUUAAUAUACUAGUUUUUGGAUAAUGUUUAUUAAACUAGUUAUACAGAGAAGCACACAUUUUAUUGCAGGUUUUCUCUGUAAGGAGCAAUAGUUUUUAGUAGUAGUAUUUGAGAAUAUCAGAAUAUAAUGUUAAAGAACAAGCGUAAGGAACUGAAAGCAAGUUCUACAAAUCAGAUUUGAGGAUAUCAUAGUUGACCAUCCUGUCUCACAUGCUGUAGUUCUCAUUUUGUAGUUUAUUCCUUCUUUGUGAAUAUUCUUUAGCCAUAGACUUCUAGCAUUACCCAGGAAAUCUAAUUUCAAUAUAUUGAUCUUAGGUUUCAUAGAAGUUUUUUUAAAAUAAGAUAAAUGUGCACCUAUUUACUAACAUUAUGUUUUUCAACUAGAUGUGCAAAGGUUAUAUAUGUAAUUGUUGGUACAUUUAAAUCUCUGUAAAAUUAUGUCAUUUGCAAUUGAUUCAUUUUGAAAUGGAAAAUGAAAAAUAUUCAAUAAAAUGUAUAAAACUCUUA
Messenger RNA from Marmota monax (woodchuck), 2464 nucleotides. RefSeq names its product protein arginine methyltransferase 3 (gene Prmt3). Gene Ontology annotation, cellular component: nucleus. The record is from RefSeq and is a predicted model, not a curated record. The coding region runs from base 104 to 1696 and encodes 530 amino acids. Lineage: Eukaryota; Metazoa; Chordata; Mammalia; Rodentia; Sciuridae. Gene Ontology annotation, molecular function: protein-arginine N-methyltransferase activity. The transcript is spliced from 16 exons. Gene Ontology annotation, biological process: peptidyl-arginine methylation.